AUGGUACUACAACUGCAUGUAUGGGGCCCGGCCUUUUCCCUGCCGUCAAUUGACGCGCAAUGUCUUGCUGCAAUUGCAUAUUGUUCCGAGGUCCUCCCUAAAGACUCAUGGGAACUAAUCGCCAGCAGUGAUCCCUCCGUGUCCCCAACAGGUGAGCUCCCCGCUCUCCAGAAUGGUUCCGUCUGGGUGAGCCGGUUCCGCAAUAUCGUCGACUACCUCCGCCAAUACUCCGAGGGAGCAUGGAACCUGGACCAAAACCUCGACGAAGUGCAAAAAGCCGACAGCGUUGCCUUCUCCUCCUUCAUCGAAUCCCGCGGCCAAUCCCUCCUCGACCUCUCCCUCUACGUAACCAGCCAAAACUACUACGGCAACACAUCCCCCGCCUACGGCUCCCUCCUCCAAUGGCCCAACCAAUGGAUCCUCCCACCGAAGCUACACAGCGCCGCCAAAACGCGCACCGAACACCUCGGCCUCUCCUCGCUCGACCUGCAAGCAAUGGAAGACCAGCGCAAACGCGAGCACUCCGCCGCCGUAGCAGCCGGCCAAAUCCCCAGCACCAUGAUCCAGCAGCCGCGCGACACAGUCUCCAAGCUCCUCGGCCGCACAGCGCAAACAAACCAGUUCCGUCUAGAAGCCCUAACAGCAGACUUCUUCGACCCGCUCGAAGCAAUGCUCGCCCGCACAAAGACCUGUCUGCUCCCCGCCGACGAGAACAAUAACCCCUCCUCGCUGGACUGCGUCGCGCUGGGAUACCUGGCGCUGGCGCUCGUGCCGGAGCUGGUCUUCCCCUGGCUGCGCGACGCGAUGCGCGCGAAGGCUCCGCUGCUGGCGGCGUAUACGGAGCGCAUGCGCGGUCGCUGUUUUGGUGAGGACCCUGUUGAGACUGCGCAUGCUUUCCAGCCAACGGCGUUGGCUUUCUUGCCGUGGCGCGCGCCUGAGCGGAUCUCUGUUGCGGCGGUUGGGACGACGCUGCUCGGGACGCUGGCGGAUAAUACGCCGUUUUUGCGGGAGGUGCGCCAGAAUAGGCGGUUGAAGCAGGCUGUCCAGGCUGAUUCGGCGUUUAGCUCGGUGGAGAAACAGGUUUUGGCUUCGUAUGCCGAUUCUAGUAAUAAGGAUAUGUUGUUGUCUGUUGCGACUGCUGUGGCGGGGACGGCGGCUUUUAUUGGGUAUAUGGUGCAUGUGGGCUUGCUUUCUUUUUCGACUGGGGGUGUCGAGGAAGAGGAUGAUCAUGAGGGAGAUGUGGAUGUGGUGCAGCUUGAUCCUGGGUCUGCGGCUGACUUCUUGGGCGCGUUUUAA
Messenger RNA from Penicillium vulpinum, 1296 nucleotides. Its product is annotated as glutathione S-transferase family protein. The coding region runs from base 1 to 1296 and encodes 431 amino acids. Gene Ontology annotation, biological process: mitochondrion organization. Gene Ontology annotation, cellular component: SAM complex. The record is from RefSeq and is a predicted model, not a curated record. NCBI's taxonomy places the organism in Eukaryota, Fungi, Ascomycota, Eurotiomycetes, Eurotiales, Aspergillaceae. The transcript is spliced from 3 exons.